AAAGCAAAUGCAGUACCACCACCGCCACCAUCAACUGGUGGUGGUGGAUUCGUAGAUUCAAUUGCAAAUAUAGCCAAAGCUAAAGCUGAUGAACUACAACGUCGAAAAGAUGAUUCAGAUAAUAAUGAUAAUGAUGAUGAUAACGACGAGGAUUGGGAAUGA
Adineta steineri is the source of this 162-nucleotide messenger RNA. The record is from the annotation of a GenBank genome assembly. NCBI's taxonomy places the organism in Eukaryota, Metazoa, Rotifera, Eurotatoria, Adinetida, Adinetidae.